This is a messenger RNA of Didymosphaeria variabile, 1080 nucleotides long. RefSeq lists its product as uncharacterized. The record is from RefSeq and is a predicted model, not a curated record. The transcript has 3 exons. Gene Ontology annotation, molecular function: zinc ion binding; oxidoreductase activity. Bases 1 to 1080 code for a protein of 359 amino acids. Lineage: Eukaryota; Fungi; Ascomycota; Dothideomycetes; Pleosporales; Didymosphaeriaceae.
AUGUCUCUUCCCGCAACCCAAAAAGCCGCUGUAAAGGUCGGCACCGGCGACUCCUCUCGCACUGAAGUCAAAGAAAUUCCCGUCCCCGAACCAUCUCCCGACCAGAUCCUCGUAAAGGUGAACUACAGCGGCCUCUGCGCAUCAGACAAGUCCCUCCUGCUAGACGAGUGGGAAUCGACAGGGCUCCUCCAACAGCCAUGCACGCAGGGUAUUGCAGGUCAUGAGGGCGCGGGCACGGUUGUGGCGGUGGGAAGUAAUGUCCAGGAUCUCUGGCAGAUCGGCGACCGCGCAGGCAUAAAGUGGAUCGCCUCCGUGUGCCGCAAAUGCGAAUUCUGCACCAAUGGCCAAGACGAGUGCCACUGCCCCAAGCAGCUGAACUCGGGCUUCAGCAUCGCUGGAACGUUCCAAGAGUAUUGUGUUACUGACGCGCGGUACGCGACAAGGUUGCCGGACGGUGUGAGCGAUGAAGAGGCGGGCCCGUUGAUGUGCGGUGGUGUCACAGCUUACACGGGGUGUAAGAGAAGUGGUGUAAAGCCCGGACAGUGGCUUGUUGUGCCUGGUGCCGGAGGCGGACUCGGCCACCUCGCAGUUCAAUACGCCAAAGCCAUGGGUAUGCGCGUCAUCGCCAUCGAUGGAGGUGACGCAAAGCGCGAUCUAUGUCUCAAGCUCGGCGCAGAAAAGUUCAUCGACUUCACGACGUGCAAGGAUAUCCAGGCUGAAGUCAUGUCGGUAACAAAGUACGGCGCACACGGCGUGAUCGUUAUUUCAGCGACGAGGCAAGGGUACGAGCAGGCGCCGCAUCUGCUGAGGCCGCAGGGCACUAUGGUCUGCAUUGGACUACCUAAGGAUGGGACCGUCAUUGCGGGUGCGCCACCAAUUCUGAUGGUGCUGAAGAAACUACAUAUCGUGGGAAGUGUGACAGGGACAUUGAAGGAUGUUGAAGAGUGCCUCGACUUCACAGCGCGCGGACUUGUGCGUCCGAUCUUGACGCACGGUAAUCUGGAAGACAUCAACCGCUUCGUCGAUGACAUGGGUGCUGGCAGAUUAGUAGGUCGUGCUGUCAUUAAGGUGUCUGCAUAA